AAGUAAAAUAAACUGCAACGUGAUAAAUAAGCCAUUUAUUUCAUAAUGAAUGAGCUGAUACAUAAUGGGAUAUGAACUGUUUCAGCUUCCUUACAGUGAUUGCUUCAGCACAUAUUCUCACUUUAUUAAAACGCCAUUCCUGUCCUUCCAUCUUCAUAUAUAUAUAUAUAUAAACCUAGACUAGUGUGAACGAGGAAGAAACAUGAAACUCAUCAUCAAAGCUGAGAAUUUGAUAUGUGUGAAAAGGGAGAUGCAGAAGCAGAAUUUAAAGGUGUGUUGGUGUUGGAGGAGAAUAUUCAAGACAAGGGUAGUCGAGCCACCUCGAGAUGUGGCGAGUGUGUUCCAUCUGUUUGCACCGAACGGAACAAUGACGGUGGAUGAUCUUCUCAAGUUUCUGAUCCGACAUCAAGGUGAAAAGGACGCUACCAAAGAGGACGCUCAGGCCAUUUUGAAUAGUCUCAAGCAUCUCAAUAUCUUCCAUAGGAGGGGCCUCCAUUUAGAAGCCUUCUUUAGAUAUCUCCUUGGUGACAAUAACCUUAUUCAUCCUCCAUCUUCACAGGUGCAUUAUGACAUGAAUGCGCCAUUGUCUCAUUAGUUCUUAUUCACCGACCAUAACUCAUACUUGACUGGGAACCAACUAAGCAGUUCAAACUUCCAGCAGCGUAGAACCGAUUAAAAAUGCUCUGCUUAGAGGUGU
Hibiscus syriacus is the source of this 697-nucleotide messenger RNA. Its product is annotated as phosphoinositide phospholipase C 2-like. The transcript is spliced from 2 exons. The coding region runs from base 203 to 595 and encodes 130 amino acids. Gene Ontology annotation, biological process: phosphatidylinositol-mediated signaling. NCBI's taxonomy places the organism in Eukaryota, Viridiplantae, Streptophyta, Magnoliopsida, Malvales, Malvaceae. The record is from RefSeq and is a predicted model, not a curated record. Gene Ontology annotation, molecular function: phosphatidylinositol-4,5-bisphosphate phospholipase C activity.